Xyrichtys novacula (pearly razorfish) is the source of this 11217-nucleotide messenger RNA. Lineage: Eukaryota; Metazoa; Chordata; Actinopteri; Labriformes; Labridae. The record is from the annotation of a GenBank genome assembly.
GACGGGAAGUGGGCGGUUCUUCUUCGGAACAGGGACGGAAUGCUGUUCGCAAACAUUUACCUAACCUGUUUAAAGUGAAUGCUAGCCGUUAGCUUUGAAUAUAAACGCUUUAAUGUGAAACAGACUGUAACAGGGGACACAGGUGAACACAGGUGAGCACAGACAGGUGAGUUUUCACUGGAAGGUUCUUACUGCGGAAAUAACAUGGCGUUAGCAGGCUCGGGCUAACGGUAGAGCUAACGUGAUAAACAGUCGGAUGUAAGCCACAUUCGGCUAACUCACUGAGAUCAGACCAGGAGAGACGCUAUAAAACAUCGAAUUAUUGUUAUAAACUAUAUUAUUUACCGCUUUAAAACAUCUGAUGAUUAAGAUUAUCUAAUAUAAACUGCUGCAACACAGUCUGUUUAUAUGAUAAUCUAUAGUACGCUGCUAUAAUACUGAGAGAACAAACUCUAUGAACAUAAAAUAAUCUACGAUAGAGACUAAUAUAAUCCAGUCUGUUUAUUCAAUAAUUUAUGAUAGAAUCUGAAGUAAUCCAGUCUGUUUAUUCAAUAAUUUAUGAUGCAAUCGACUAUAACCCAGUCUGCUCAUAAUUUAUAAUAAACUAUAAUAUAAUCUGCUAUUACAUAGUCUUUUAAAUGUUAUAAUACGGACUGUUACAAUCCAAUCUGUUUAUGUAAUAGUCUGUUCUAAUCUGCUUAAAUCCAUUCUCUUAAUAUUUAUAAUCUAUUUUUAAUAAUCUAGUAUAUUUUAAUAAUCCAAAAUACAAUCUGUUGUAAUCUGGUCUACUAUCUGCAAAGGGGCCUGUGUUUGUAUAACCACUUGUAAUUCAGUCUCUGCAGUGAAAUCUUGUGAUGUCAGGUAUUCUCUUGGUAUGAUGUGAUUUUGUUAAAGUUUGACGUCUCCUGUCCUCCUCUGUAGGUUCUCUGAUCUUCGUCAUCGUCACCAUCAUCACCAUGAAGACAGUCAUAGAGAUGCUGUUGUUGGCUUCUCUGAUGCUAACAUCAAAUGCUGGUCAGUAACAUCAACCUUUAACUAAAAAGUCACACCUUUGAAUGUUUCUAUACAUGCGUCCUACAGUACGAUCUAUACACACACACACACACACACACACACACACACACUAACAUGAACACAAGUGAAUAUUUGCAUCAUGCUGUUCUCACCUGCUGUUGUUUGUUCUUACCUGUUAUAACACAUUGAAACCUGCUCACAGCUGUAGUGGCACAUUUGAAUUUGUUCUUACCUUUUAUAACACUUGUGACCCAUCAUAGCAUGCUUAAACCUGUUCUUACCGGUUAUAACAUGUUUGAACCUGUUCUUACCAAUUAUAACACAUUUGAACCUGUUCUUACCGGUUAUAGCACGUUGGAACCUGUUCUUACCAAUUAUAACACAUAUGAACCUGUUCUUACCGGUUAUAGCACGUUGGAACCUGUUCCUACCAAUUAUAACAUGCUUUGAUCUGUUCUUACCGGUUAUAACACAUUUGAACCUGUUUUUACAGGUUUUAACACGUUUGAACUUGUUCUAACCAGUUUUGACACGUUUGAACCUGUUCUUACAGGUUACGACACAUUUGAACCUGUUCUGACCAGAUACAACAUGCUUAAACUCAUUCUUACAGGUUACGACACAUUUGAACCUGUUCUAACCAGUUAUAACACGUUUGAACCUGUUCUGACCAGCUAUUACACAUUACCGCAACCUGCACUGUCUACCCUGGUUUCAGACACAUUGGUAAUAUAAUUCACAGAGUGUCUUUGUUGUUCUCAUGGUUUCUGAGUUAACUGCUUAAAGAAUAAAGGGAACACUUAAAUCCCUAUUUUCUAGAUCCGGAUGAAUGAAAUUGUUAUAUGAGGAUAAAUCUUCAUUCAUCAUAUAGUGUUAUUCAUUUGGAACAAUACAACAUUAGAACCAUCGAUGGAAACUGAACUUUUUAACCCACUGACGACUGGAUUCAGACUCAACCUCAAAAUCAAAGAGGAAAAUUAAAUCAUAGGCUGAUCCAGCUUAAGUGAAUUUCCUUAAGACAACUCAGAAUGUGGUUCAGUAGUGUGUACGGACUCCACAUCUCUGUAUGCUCUCCCUACAACAUCUGGGAGUGCUCUUGAUGAGACGUUGGAUAGUCUCCUGGGGAAUCUCCUCCCAGACCUGGAUCAGGGCAUCAGACAGCCCCAGGACUGUCUGUGGUGGUGGCGUAAGGAAUAGUACAUGAUGACCCAGAGGUACUGGAUUGGAUUCAGGUAUGGGGAACGGGUAGGUCAGCCAAUUGCGUCAAUGCUUUCAUUAUCCAGGAAGGGAUCUCAUCCUGAUACCUAACAGCUGUCAGGGUCCCACUGGCUAGCACAUGUUGGUCCGCUUCUCCAGACCACCACUAACCCACCUCCAAACCUGUCAUACUGGAGAAUGUUUCAGGCAGCAGAACAUUCACUACAGCACCUCCAGAAUCUCUCACGUCUGUCACAUGUGCUUGGUGUGAACCUGCUCUCAUCUGUGAAGAGAACAGGAAGCCAAUGACAAAACUACCACUUCUCACUGCUCCCACUUGUAGAUGUGGGGCCCUACUGCCACUCUCAUGAAGUUUGUUUCUGACAGGUUGGUUAGAAACAAACCCACAAGUGUCCUGCUGGAGUUCAUUUUGUAGGGUGGUUAUAUUUGUUUCUCCUUAAAUAAAGGAGCAGGUAGUGGUCCUGCUUGGUUGUUGCCCUCCUACGGCCCCAUCCCCUUCUCUCAUAGUGCUUCCUAACUGUUCCCUUUAAUUCUAUAUUUAUAUUAAUAUUUUCCAUGUUUUUCUUGAUGUGUGUCCAAGCAGACAGGCAGAACCACCUGCUGACCUUCCCUCAGUCUCCAGUGGUGGAAGUAGGGUCAAACUUCACGGCUACCUGUGUAAUCAUCAACACAACGGAAGUGGUGGCAGACGACCUUUACUGGAACCUGUCAGAGACUACAUUACCCAGAGAGUACUACACCAAGAUCAACAGCUCCGCCCUCAGUGUGACCUUCACUGUCACCUCAGAGAAAUCGGAGUGGCUCUACUGUCGGUGCUCAAAAAAGUCUCUUAAAGUUUUCUUCAAUGACGGACGCUACAUACACGGCAUCUACCUUCUCAAAGGAUGUACGUUCUUAUUUCAUCUGCUCCUAUAAUUUGUCACAGCAUGUAACACUGCAGUUUAUUAAUGUCUAACACGAAACCCAAGCCGUAACAGAACAUAAAUAUCAUUAACAGAGAGUUGAAAAAGUCGCUGUACCUGUCGACUCUGACCUAUUGCAGAAACACUGAGCUAUGCAUGUUUAGCUGAUUUGAAUAUGAACUGAUACAGAAGAUAAACUUGUGUGUGUGUUUGUUUGUCUGUGUGUGUGCGCAGAUGCUGUGCAGCAGCCUGUGAACCUGUCCUGUGUGGCUGUUCAGAUAGGCAGGUACAUCUCAGAAUCAAUCCGCUGUUACUGGAACUACACAGGACGCCAGACGGCAGAUGUUCCUACAAAUUUCAUCGUCAAUGUUAAAAGUGCAACGUAAGUGUAUACACACACACAAUGACACAUACACCGUCACACCUACAGUAUGUUACUGUGAUAGACGAGGAUACAAAACAGUUAGAUGAUUGAAUAAUCACAGUGUGUCCCCUUUGUUCAGGUUGUAUCAUAAUGUUAAUCUCAUUCACUCUUAGUAAUCUUGAUUGAUCUUUGAAGGGGGGGUGUUAUGCAUUUUUUUCAGACUCCACAUUUCCUUUCUCAGACCUCUUUAAUAGCUUAACAUGAUUUUCAGAUCAAAAAAGCUUCAAAGUUCUCACAGUGAUGUAUUCAGUGUCCGUCUGAAACGCUUCGUUUUAGCUGCUGUCUCUUUAAGGCCCCCCUUCACAAGCCCACUUUCUUUUGUUUGGCCACCUCUCUGGGGACUUUCCAGAAACUGGCUGAGGGCAGAGCUCGAUGUUUUGGCCCCGCUCUUUCUAUUGGGGUUGAUCAGUUGGGCGGCAGAGUGCGUUACCCCCAUAGACAUCAUAUAUGUAUAAAUUUGUGUAUAUUAUGUCUAUGGUUACCCUGCUAUGCUGUGGGUGUCACCUCACACGCUCUUGGAGGCAGGCCAUUCCGCUUUGUCAGAAGCUCAGAUGAACCAGUAAGGAGAGCUUAUAAUUCUUACGUCAGAAUUUUAGUUGAUCUCGCACAUGAACUACCGUCUCGUAUUUGUCCGAGAUUUAAGCAGUGAACACCAAACUCGCAUUUUUUUGCAUUUGCAUUUUUUAUUUAAAAUGUGGAAAAGCAUAAUACGCCCCCCCCCCCCCCCCCCUAAAGCUGCAGGUAGAGCUCUCAGGUGUGAUGAAGCUUUUGUUAGUAAAUUAAUAAAUCUUUAUUUAAAAACAAAUGUUAUCUCAUGAUGUGAACAAAAUAGCUGGUCGAGACUAUACUCUUCAUGUUGACCCGAUGUAAAGCUGGGAUAGGACUGAGUCCCAUCUUGUAAGAUCAGACCCACUCUGAUCCACCUUCACCCGAACAAGUUUAGUUCUUUAGAGGAAAAACCUCCUUUAACAGGCAGAAAGCAGAACCAGGCAGAACCAGUCUUGUGUUAGACAGUCAUCUGCUGAGAUUGUGCUGGGAUUAGAGAGAGGAUAUAGACAAACUACAACAACAAUAGUACAUACAGAUGUGUGUCAGAGAUAAUUUAGCAAAUAUGUACUGUUUACAGGAACUGCUGGUAAUGACACUAGACUGAACUUAGUUUGAUUUAUGAAAAAUUAAUAAACCUGUUACUCUAUGUGUGUGUGUGUUCGUCCUCAGCAGUCAAGAGAAUCAUACCUCCACCCAUGAAACCACAGCUGAGGUGGUUCUGGGACCAUUCCCACAUUACUUUACCAUGGAGGUGUGGGUGGUGGCCGAGAAUAGGCUGGGGAGCGUGGAGUCAGAACACCUGAGAGAGGACGCUAGCUGGUUCGGUGAGUUCACACUGACACACCUGAGAUGUGAAACCCUACAGGUACUUACCCUCUCUGAGACCUGAGUACAGCUCAGAGCUGGACCUGCAAGAAGAGGAUGAAGAUGAUGAUGAUGAUGGUGUUUAAGAUAAGGAUGAUGAUGGUGUUAGUGAUAGAAACGAUGAUGGUCUUAAUGAUGGUAAUGAUGAGGAUGGUGACAAUGGUGAUGAAGAUUAGCUUUGUUUGUUUCAUUGUUGUUUUCCAGUGAAGACCAAUCCUCCAUCAGACGUGUGGGUGAUCUCUGAGCCGGGUUUUCACUCCUCUCUGCUGCUGAACUGGACCCACCCCAUCAACCCCCUUUACGUCAGGUUGAUCUACCAGAUCAGAUACGCACCGGAGGGAGCACACACCUGGACCUAUGUCAGUUCAACAAAUGUUACCGUCUGUAUUUUAACUCAUUAGAACUUAAGAUGUAUUUAAAUGUAUUUUAAUCAUCACAAAUUGUUUCAAUUUGUUUUUAAUAAUGUGUCUUAUGUUGGUGAUGUCCGUCAGGUGCCAGAGGUAGACACGUCCCGGGACAUACAGUCCUUCAGACUGCAGAACCUGAAGCCUGACACACUGUACGUCGCCCAGGUGAGCUGUAAGAACGCUCGACCUGGACAUGGGUACUGGAGCGACUGGAGCAACAACGCCACAGAGAGGACACCAGAGGCCCGUGAGUCUACCUUGAUCACUCUGGGGACAGAGAAAACUCAUAGAUUACUGAACUGGUGUUACAGACAAAAUUUCAAUAUAUCUUUCUUAGUAUUUACUUCAUAGAGUUGAUGUAAAUUCAUUGUGACAUACACUGUAUAUAAGGCAGUUAAUAUAUUGUGUUUGCUGUGUCUGUGUGACAGGACCAGAAGGAAAACCUGAUUUAUGGAGGUUCAUCUCAGAGAGUGAAAACACAGAGAGACAAGUUCAGAUUGUCUGCAAGGUAAAUCACCCAAGGAUACUCCUGAGAAUAAACAUGAAAAUACACCUAGAUAACCCCUGAAAAUACUCAUGAAACUGAUACUACACCUGAUACUACACCUGUUCAGACUGAUACUGUUACAGCACAGCUUGGAGUUUACCACCCUGAUAACAUGUGGCACUGUAACAUUUAGUGACAUGUAACACUGAUAACGUACCUGUCUAAAUCAAAUCAAGCAGCUGUCCAAACAGCAGUUGAGACACCUGCUCAUGUGCCCUGAGUGUUGGCUGACAGGUAACACAGAUGUGUUUGUGACAGGAGCCUGUUCGCUCUAACGGGAGGAUCAUCAGGUACGACGUGAAGAUUCAGGUGCACAGCGUGACUGAAGGCAUCAGAUCUUUGGAGAACGUGUCUGUGAGCACAAAUGUGCCCUGGAGGAGUGUCACAGUCCUGAGACAGGUCCCCGUAGGUGAUCAUCAGUCUGUCAGAGCGUCCGUCUCUGCUGUGAACUCAGUUGGACGGUCAGCCGAUGCGUUUCUGUUCAUCUCUGGGAGAGAAAGAGGUAAGCACAUCACUCUGAAGGUCAUACAGGAAGUCACAUGAUCAGAAAGCGACCCUCAGUCAGUUCUGAUCCAUCUCACCUGGGUCACAUUUGAAAACCCAGGCUGUGUGUUGCUGUAAGUCAGAAACGUUGUUAAUGUGUAUGUUGAUGCAGAGCGCCCCCCGGUGGAGGAUCUAAUGGCAUGGCCUCAGGACGGCCGUCUGAUGGUUAAGUGGAGGCCCCCCACCGGCCAAGAGAGGUCAGAGGUCGUGGUGGAGUGGAGCGGAGAGGGACAGAGAGACUGGCAGAAAGAAAGGGGGAACAUCUCACAGACAUACAUCAAAGGUAGACACAUCUGUUUACACACAUUACAGAUACACAGGUGUGUGUAAAAUGUAUAAAACAUUGAAUUCAACCCUGUAAACAUGAAAACAACAUCUGUAUUACACUCAGAGUUGAACCUGGGAUAAAGUUUACCUGUAUUCAGUUGACAUCAGACUGAAAGACCCUAUAUAUGUGAAUAUAUGUAACUGUGUCUGUGCCUCUGUCUGUGUGUGUAUGUGUGUUUGUGCCUGGGAUGUCUGUUUGUGUGUGUAGGUCCCCUGCAGCCAUUUGUGUGCUACCAGGUUUCGGUGGUGUUGCUGGGAUCAGGAUGGAGCAGCAAAGCAGUGACUCAGGAGGCUUUUCUGGAGGAAGGAGGUGAAACAUGAAACAUGUUAAAGAUUGAAACAUUAAAACUUUAUUUAAACUGAGAAGCAUUUAAAACUUCAUAGUAAGUGAUAAGCAUUGUGUGUGUGUUUGUGUGUCUGUGUAUAGUUCCCCUUGCGGCCCCCUCCGUCUCUCUGGAUGGUGUACCCGGUCAUAAGGAGGUUAACCUUAAGUGGAAUCAGAUUCCAUGUGAAAAGCGACGAGGGUUCAUCACCAACUACACCAUCCACUACAGGACAGGAGCUGACACCAGAGGUACCUGCUUACCUGUUCACCUACACACCUGUUCAACAGUUUAUCGGUCGCCAAUCUUUCACACUUACCUGUUGAGCUGUAUUAUCUGACAGUGUACUUCCUGUUUAUCUGUCCCAGUUGUAACAAUCCCAGGCAGCUCCUCCUCCUACAAGCUGACCUCUCUGUCACCAGACACCACCUACGACACCUGGAUCACUGCCCACACCAUUGCAGGCUCCCACCCCGGAUCCCCCCACUCAUUCACCACACAGAAGUAUGGUGAGUGAUGCACACCACUGACAGACCUCCAACUCUCUCUUUAUAGUCACACAUCUGCACAGUAUUUAAUAGAGUAAUAUUGUUGUAUAAACAUUCAUUAUCUAUGUGAAGUAACUGUGUCUGCGUGUGAUUGUGUUUAUGUGUGUGCGCAUUUUAGGUCCUGGACAGAUUGAGUUCAUCGUGGUCGGCGCCAGUUUGGGCUUCUUGUUUAUUUUUCUGAUGGCUGUCCUGCUGUGCUUUUACAAGAGAGAUGUGUGAGUGGAUAUGACACACAUGCGUGCACACACACACACUCAUGUUUUCACCUUCAGUUUAGGUGUUGCUUUAGUUUCUUGGAUAAAUAUUUACCUGAAGUUAUAAUCAAUUGUUAUUAAUGAAGCUCUAAUCCACAUGAAUUUGAAUGACAGGCAACAGAUACACACUGAAAUAAAGUUGUGUGUCUCGUGUGUGAAGGUAAAGCUGUCUCUGUUUACACUGUUAGAUACCGGUCAACCUGAAACAGAGACGUGACAGUUAUCAGGUAGAUCACCUGGUGGAGCAGUUACCCUUAGCCUGCAGUCGGCCAUGCCCACACUCUGAUUAAAUUUCAUUUUCACAAAUGUGUCUCAGACUCUCUCUGUGUCUCUGUGUCUCUGUGUCUCAGGAUCAAGGAAAACCUUUGGCCCCAGAUCCCUGACCCUGGAGAGAGCACUAUCGGGAAUUGGUCUCCAGAUUACCCUCUAAAGGUGAGAUGGCGUGGACUCUAGGUGACAUUAGAUGCCUAACUACAAACAUCACAGACAGUUUAUUUAUUUACCUUAUUAUUUAUCACCUGUCAGAUAAUUGCUUCUGAUUGGUCAAACCUGUUUUACAAUGAUUCCUACUUCUAAAUAGAAAAGCUGAUACCAGGACCAUCCUGAUCACACAGGUUGUAAAAUAUACUGUGAGUGUUCAAAGAGGGUCUGCUGUCUCUGACUCCGCCCCUUUUUGAUAGACUGACACUAACAUUAUAUCAGAGUACCAUCAGUUAUCGGCAUGGAGGAUGUUUUAACAUCACCCUGUUUGUCUGGAGAGUGCGGGGCUUCAGAUUUGAGUUAAAUGUCUGUGCAGCCAGCAGAGAAGAGAGAGGAGAGAAUAAGAAGAGAAUAAGAGAGAGAGGUAAGAACAGGAGGAGAUCCAGAGGCAGAGAGACACCAAACAAGCUUCUAGAAAUGAUCCUGAGAGAAAAACAGAGUUCAGUUAUCAGGAAGAGCAAACACAUCUCUGCUUUUAUUCUUUUAUCAGUCAGCUGAUUAGACAGUAUUCACAUUCGAGGCUUUUAUGAAUCUCUUACAAUCAAUGAAUCAUCUUUUUUCCUCUUCAAAUUAAUGUCAUUGGUUACAUUCCACUGUUUUUAAUAAUCUGGCUCCUCCCCUUGUAGGCGGAGCCUCCCAGAGAGAGCUGUGUUUCAGGAAUCAGCGUCCUGGACAUAGACAUCGGUGAUGGGCGGAGCGUGUUUGAUGAGGAGAAGGCGGGGCUUCCUCUGAAGAAGGAUAAAUUCCUGUCUGAGGAGCACAGCAGUGGAAUCGGCGGCUCUUCCUGCAUGUCAUCUCCUCGCCAGAGUGUCUCCGACAGCGACGAGGGCGGGGACAUGGCCGACACCACCGCCAGCACUGUGCAGUACUCGUCCGUGGUCGCCUCCAGUGGGUACAAGGGUCAAACCCCUGCCCAGGCCCCGCCCACCUUCUUCUCCCGCUCUGAGUCCACCCAGCCCCUGCUAGACUGUGAGGAAAACCCUGACACCUCGCCGCAUGAGGGCAGCAGACAGUUGCAGCGCUGCAGCCGACCUGCAGGAGAGCUACGGGAGGAGCUUCAGAAUCUAGAAUUCUGCCCCCUACAGGAGGACUCAGAGAGCAACACGCCAGCCGACGACCAAUCAGAUGCUGCCUCCAGCUACAUGCCACAGCUGGGAGGGUACAGGCCGCAGUGAGGAACAAGGCCAGUCGAUGUGAGGGGUCAGUGAGGGAUGGACUCAGUGAGGGGGGGUUUCUUAGCUGUCAAGUUGCCUUCAUGUCAUGUGAUCAUUUCAGAUUUUAGAGACUGCACCUUUACUUGUUUUUGUGUGUGUCUAUGUGUGGAUGUGUGUGGGUGUGUGUGUGUGCGUUGGGCAGGAUUUGUGCCAGGGCGUGUGCUUUGUUUGUUAUCCAUGCAGCUGUACUCCCAAUGCACUAAUGCAUGUGUUAAUUUUUCUGAAUUUGAGGUAAAUUGUUGUUUAUUGAUAUGAUACUGGUCCUUUAAAUCUUGGCUCUGUACCUUUUGACUCUGAAGCUGAAGAUCAAAGUUCAAAUCCAAGCGAGCUCUUGACCUGUGGAGUUAUCGCUCCUGCCCUUGUCGGGCGAGACUCCUCUCAAGCUUUGCCCAAGUGUCGGCCCACUGUCUUUAGUUAUUUUUAAUAUCCAUUUGUUUUACUGGAGGAGAAGACAGAUUAACAAGGAUAGAAAACCCUCCUGUCAGUGUCUUAAGCAGGGAUUGAAGGCAGAUGAUCAGAACUAUACAGUCAGAAUCCACUACAGAAGGAACGCCUAAAGUCAGUACAUAUUUUCAACCAAAACAGUCAGUUCACUUGGCUUGAUAUCUUGAAAUAAGAAUGUGACAUUUAUUUGUAUUUUAGGUGUUUCUGGGUAUAUUUAUAGGUAUGUAUAUUCUGUUCUAUUUUACAUGAUAUAUUGGACCUUAACCCCGCCCCUGCCACUGUCAAUAUGCACUUAUUUGUGUUUUCCACAUUAUGAUUUGUUUUAUCUUAUUUUUUAUAACCAAUUUUUAUGUUAUAAUUGAGUGUAACUCAAAUUAAUGAUGGUAAAUGAGAGAAUCAUAAUGUGGAGAAGAAAGGAGCAGCAGGAAUUGCAGUCCAUUUCUUUAGCUUCAGAGUCAAAAGUUACUGAGCUGAGCGUAAAACUCUACAAAAAAUAAAAAAAAUAAAACUGACAAACAAGUAUCAGAAAUAAACAACAAAUGCCACUCAUUCAAUAAAAAAAUUACUUCAAAAAUAAAAAAGCAAGCAUAUAAGUUUAGAAGUCCAGCUGUGUAUUACAUACACACUGCACGUGCGCACGUAUGCGUAGAAUUAAAAUGAAUAAUCACACGAGUGUAACUACCUGCGUAUGUGCGUGCACCGUGGCACAAAUCCUGCGCAAUAGUGUGUGUGUGCGUGUGUCUGAGGCUGCAGAAGGAAUUUGUCGUAUUUUUCACAUGUUGCUUUGCACAGACUCUAAAGCAUUAUCUUUAUACUGACACACUGUGUGUGCGUGCGUGCGUGUGCGGCGCAGCAGGAUGUACUGAGUAUGUGCGUGUCAGUGAGCUGCAGCGCCCUCUGCCGGAUGUUUCAGGUCGUUGCAUGACUGACGUUUCUGUACGCUCAGGCUUGUUGAAAAGAAUCAUAGACUGAAAACAAAGACUGAGCUGACGAAGAUGAGGAGAAAGGAGAGAGGAGGAGCAGUGUGGACCCAGUGUUCAAUCAAUAAAAAACACGAUUAAAGACGACUGAAAGUCAACGUCUGUUACACAAACUGAAUCUAACCUGACAUAACUGUAAAUACAAUAAAACCACAAACUAACAACCAUCAAUACUCUGA